CUGGUGGCGGGUUUGAAAGCAGAGUAGAGAACGUGCAGCUAGCUGCAAGUCUGCCAACCUUCCAGCCGCCGGGCAGGUUCAGUAUUCAGGACGGUUAAAAUACCUAAUUCAAUAUGAAAAGUACUCUGAAGAGUAGUGUGGCCAAACAGGGACCUUCUGUAGUCGAGAAAGGAAGGCCAGUCACAAGUACUGGACUGGGGAUGAAGAGUUCUAAAUCCUCAAGCUCUCUGGUCACUGAAGCAAGGCUUACCAAGCUGAAGAGAGCUAGCAGUGAUGAUGCUUUGGCUAAACCAGGACUCAGUGCAGCACUGGUCACUUCCCGGUUAAAGAAGACCAUGACAUCAGAAUCUAUCUCCGAACUGGCAGAUAGCAAAACAAAAGUCAUCUCUGGGGUUCAGCCAUCAAAGAGAUCUGGCAUCCCCGCCCCAAGGGAGCUGCCCUCUCCGAUCUCCCGAGACAGACUGUCAUUGCGAGACCAGUUCAGAACAACCAGCAAUAGGAAAAUGCUGACUAAUGCCAGUGCAUCAAGUAUUUCAACACUUGCAAAGCAAAGUCGCAUAUCCAUUAAAUCCAAAGCAGAAAACGAGUCAAAUGACAAAGCACUCCUGGAGUGUCAAGUGAAGGAGCUUCUGGCUGAAGCUAAAGCCAAGGAGUUUGAAAUUAGUAGGUUGCGCAGUGAACUGAAAAGAUGUAAAGAACAAGGCCUGGCAGAAACAUCCUCUCCAGAAGCUGAAACUUUGUUAACAGAACCAGCUGAGCCUCAGGCCCUUGUGAAAAUGCUGCGUGAGAAAAAUAGAACUUUCCAGCGUGAGUUGGCUGGACUUAGAGAGGAAAAUCAAGGUUUGAAGGAAAAGCUGAUCAAGUAUGAGCAGUCUACUGUGUCAAGCAGCAACGGGACCAACAGCAGCCUUAGUGCUUGUGCUAGCAGCCCUACCAAACAACCAAUAAAUGGGGUCAUAUUCCACAAUAUAAAAUCACCUUUGAAGAAAUCUGCAUCCAACAGCAGCGAUCUAGCAAAAAGUUCUCCUUCUCCAGAUUCCUCUGAGUUUGAAAACAUACUGGACAUCUCCUCCAGAACGGAGUCUGACAGUAGCAGUGCCAAUAAACCCAAAAACUAUACAAAUCAGCAACCACUACAAAACACCAGAGAGCUAUCAGUGGAAAGCCUUACAGAACAGAUCCAGAAAAUGGAGGAGAGUCAUCACAGUACGGCUGAGGAACUGCAAGCAACACUACAAGAACUGUCCGAUCAGCAGCAGGUAAUUCAGGAGCUGACCGCUGAAAAUGAGAGAUUGGCAGAGGAAAAGUCCCUGUUACAAAGCUCAUUGCACCAGCAGAGGGAACGAAUGGAACUCAUGAUGAAAAAAAAUGAGGCUUUGAAGUCACAAUUGCAGGAAAAAUGCAAGUCUGAGGAGGCAGAGGACAAGACAGGAAGGAUUAAUGAAUUGGAACAGCGAUAUGCAGAGCAGGUGGAACGUUCCAGGUUUGAACGAGAGAAGCUGGUUGACAUUCAGCAACAGCUCACCAGCAGUUUGAGAUCUUUGGAGAAGGAGCAUCUGGAAACCCAAGGAUUAAUCAAAAACCUGAGAGACGAGAAUGAAUGCCUACAGAGGCAACUCCAAGCUGAAAAGGAGGCUAGGAUUGGAAUAACUAGAACGCUCGACGGCUAUAAAUCAACAACAGAAGCCUUAAAGUUAGAAAAUGGAAGGUUUCAGGUGCAGCUGGAUAUUGAGAAGCAAAAAGUAACUGAGUUGAAGGCAAUGCACAGUGCAAGUGACAACUCUGAAUUAGACAACCUUCUGAAGGUAGCACAUUGUGAGAAGGAGAAGCUUGAUGUUGUUUGUACAGAGCUGAGAUCGGAGCUCCUAACAGUCCAGAAUAGUGUCACUCAGCUGCAGGAAAUGCUGGCCAAGGUGGAAGCAGAGCGCCAGCAACUCAAAAAGCAGUGUGAAUUACAGCAGUUGGAACUAAACACCGCUGCAGAGCGAUUAAAGGAACAGGCUUCUAAGAAAGAGGCAGAAAUGAAAGACUUAAAGGAAACCAUCUUUGAGCUGGAAGAUCAGGUGGAGCAGCACCAAGCAUUGAAACUGCACAGUGACCAGACCAUAACUGACUUGGAAAAUCGUAUAUUAAAGCUGGAGGAGCAGAAGAUGGAACUAGAAAAACAGCAGAAGACACUUAACAAGCAGAUGAAGGAUGAUACAGAGGAAUGGAAGCGGUUCCAAGCAGAUCUGCAGACAGCCGUUGUGGUGGCAAAUGACAUAAAGAUUGAAGCUCAGCAAGAAGUACGAGCACUCCGGCGAAGACUACAAGAGGAGGAGGAACGGAGCACCAGGCUCACACAACAACUAGAAGAGUUCCAGGGUAUCAGGCUGAAGAAGGAUGAGGUCUGCAAUACUGAAGUGGACACAAACAGAAAUUGGUAUGGAAUCUCACUUAACCAGACGUCCCCUGCAUCUUUGGAUUCUACAGCCACAGUUAAAUCACUCAUCAAGUCUUUUGACACUGGCUUUCAAAGCUCUUCUGGACAUACUGUCCAAAUCCAUCCUGCUCCCAGAAGUCCUCUGAGUGGAAUUCCUAUAAGGACAGCACCGGCUGCAGCAGUCUCUCCCAUUCAAAGGCAGUCAUCUGUCAGCAUGAAACUAUUUAGCAAAACAAUUGGAAAAAGAAUAAAUCUCGGUGACCCCACAAGUACAGACAGUGUGUCAGGCCAGAGUGAUGACAUUAAACCAACAAAUUUAAUGAGAAAAAGUCCUUCUUUGGAGUCAGUCAUAAAGUCACCAUCAGCAUACGCUGGAAGGAGCUUUUCCAAAGCACAAAGCAAACUUAGUGUGGAGAGAAAGGACCCUUUAGCUGCCCUUGCCAGAGAGUAUGGUGGAUCCAAGAGAAAUGCCCUUCUCAGAUGGUGUCAGAAAAAGACUGAAGGCUAUCCGAACAUUGAUGUAACCAACUUCAGCAGUAGCUGGAGCGAUGGACUGGCGUUCUGUGCCCUUCUCCAUACCUACCUACCUGCCCAUAUCCCAUACCACGACCUCACCAGCCAAGAUAAGAACAGAAACCUAACUUUGGCAUUCCAGGCCGCAGAGAGUGUUGGGAUCAAACCUUCACUGGACAUCGCUCAGGUCAUGCACACUGACCGGCCAGACUGGCAAGCUGUCAUGCAGUAUGUCACACAAAUAUACAAGUACUUUGAGACCUGAGACUGCAGCUAUGCUGGGUAAUGGGAGGAGCACGGUGUCACUUUUCACUGAGGACGGAGCUGCUGGAGGUGCAAUCAUCAUGCAAGUCCCUUCAUUUCAGACAUGAUGGCCAAACCUGAGCUACAAAUGUGUGCGAGAUGGAUUGUAAGGCCUGUAUUGAAACAGACUGCACAAGCCAGCACUUUUAUGAGCAGUAUUCGGCACGUUCACGUGUAUUUAUUUAUGCAAUAGUGAUCUGUUUUAGAUGCUGUGAAACAAGAUUAAAGCACUGAGUAACACA
Molecule: messenger RNA, 3480 nt
Organism: Polypterus senegalus (gray bichir)
Lineage: Eukaryota; Metazoa; Chordata; Cladistia; Polypteriformes; Polypteridae
Gene: specc1
Product: sperm antigen with calponin homology and coiled-coil domains 1
Exons: 15
Coding region: 114-3200 (1028 amino acids)
Biological process (GO): actin cytoskeleton organization
Cellular component (GO): filamentous actin; microtubule organizing center
Molecular function (GO): protein binding
Source: RefSeq, a predicted model, not a curated record